UUACGAUUAUUCACAAGUGUUACUGAAGGGGAAGGAGGCGCUGCUGCCUGGGUUGACGAGCGCUUCACAUUCACAACAAUGCACAAUGGCCUACCUAGACAACGACGACUCGGCUGACGGUUGGCAUUAGCAUGGCCACGGGGCGAGGGACUGCGCUACGGUACCUAGACCGAUGCUUCACCAACACAACAUAGAGGCUGCUGCAAGUGCCUAUGGAUCAUCCCACCAGCCAGUUCGCUGGCAAGCAUAGACGCGCAACGCUGAAAGAGCGAUGUAAUCGAUCGCAACGCUCGCAUGAUUCUUCGCCACAUAUCGGAGACGACUGGUGCAUGAGCAAUUUCUCUCAUCUGUGUCCAUCGCGUCUGCGCCACGGUCGCCCUCAACCACGUCCCCGGCACACUCAGCUACAAGCUAUGGACUACCUCCGCUGUCUUCCGCAUCCUGUUGCUCGUCGGACGGCGCCUCAUACCCAUCUUAAUUUGCGAGGACCCUCGCCCUCUGAUCCUGGUAGGUUUGACGAGCCGUGCUAUGUCCUCGGUCCUUGCUUUUGGCUUUCUCGGACUUGGUAUGCUGUUCUAGUGCAGCCCGUGUCCGGUCAUUGCUGGGAUAGCCGUUGAAUACGCGCUAGUCAUUGUGCUGUCGGGCACGCUCGUCAGGUGCAGUCGUACGGUUGAUGGUGCUGCCAUCCGUGCUCCUGAGAGACAUUAGUGAAUUGCGCAGGACCUCGACAUCGUCCCACUUAUGGCUCACCGCCGUUCUGUGCGCCGAAGCACUGUC
Molecule: messenger RNA, 777 nt
Organism: Baudoinia panamericana UAMH 10762
Lineage: Eukaryota; Fungi; Ascomycota; Dothideomycetes; Mycosphaerellales; Teratosphaeriaceae
Exons: 2
Coding region: 213-617 (134 amino acids)
Source: RefSeq, a predicted model, not a curated record